AUGGUGGGUGUCCCCAGCUUCAGUGGGCCGAUAAACCUGCACACUCCAAAGCUUGUCCGCUUCUUGGCUUUCUUGUCCUUCUCAAAUGUGGCGCGUGCGACGGCAGACCAUGGAAGUAGGCACAAUAAAUGGGACGAUGGAUUUCUGUCAAGCUCGCAUAGAAUACUAUCAACCUAUGAUAAGUGUGUCUUGACGCUCUGCUGUGCGGUGCUUUUCAUAUGUGCUGUCGCAUUGUUAGUUCAGGCUUGUCGUAUCUUGGUCGACAUCCCUCGAAAAGAACGCCUCUGGCGACAAGAAGAAUAUCUAGCGCAAGAGGAGCUACUAAUGUCAGCCCUCGAAGCUGGCUAUGGAAAAGCCGCCACCCUCCCCCGAUAUGCGACCCGCUUCGGCGACCUUUCGGAACAGGAGAUCGAUGUGAAUGGUGUAAGGAAGGUUGUUCUGGUGGUAAAUGAGACCUAUGCGACAAACGCAGCUCAGGAUGCGUACGCGGAUUGGUUCGUGAGAUGGUGUCAUCUCCAGGAGGAAGCCUCGAAUUAUGUCGUUGAGGGGCCGUCGGAUGAGAUGGCUCCUCUCAUCGACGUGGAAUCUCCGACGGCAUCACGGUAUUUAGAUGACGUUGUGCCUUCAUCACAGGGGCCUUUAGAUCGGAUAAGUCCCCUCAUUGACGUUGGUUCCCCGGAAGUCCAACAGGAUUUGGAUGACCUGGCGACCUCACCACGGCCUUUUUUGGCUGAUUGA
Molecule: messenger RNA, 738 nt
Organism: Aspergillus pseudonomiae
Lineage: Eukaryota; Fungi; Ascomycota; Eurotiomycetes; Eurotiales; Aspergillaceae
Exons: 2
Coding region: 1-738 (245 amino acids)
Source: RefSeq, a predicted model, not a curated record